AAUUCUCGUUAGUGACCUUCACGAUCUCUUUCUCUCUCCUAUAACUCGGAUCACCACAUGACUUCAUCUCCUCCUCCUUCCCGUUAACACAAACCAAAAAAUCUCUAAACUUUGUUCCGUUCUCUUCUCUCUUUGAUUAGAUCGAUCACAUUUGCAGAAUUCUCGAAGUAUCUUCUUCUUCUGGAGCUGUAUAUCUGGUUCCAGAGAGACAUGGACCACAACAACAAGAAGAAUGAAGGAGGAGAGGACGGAAACACGUCCAAAACGGCGUCGUCUCAUCCUCACGAUGGCACGGACGACGAGGGUGUUGGAUCCGUGGGGAGACAGAUGAGCGAGUCUUCUCUUUGUGUUACAGAGGAAGAAGAAGAAGACGAUUCCAAAUUACAAUUGGGUCCUCAAUACACUAUCAAAGAGCAUCUCGAGAAGGACAAAGAUGAUGAGAGUUUGAGGAAGUGGAAGGAACAGCUUCUUGGUAGUGUUGAUGUCACAAACAUUGGAGAGACUCUUGACCCUGAAGUGAGGAUCCUUAGCCUGGCUAUCUUAUCUCCUGGAAGACCAGACAUUGUUCUUAUGGUACCUGAGAAUGGUAACCCAAAGGGAAUGUGGUUUACUUUGAAAGAAGGGAGCAAGUACAGCUUGAAGUUCACGUUUCAAGUUAACAACAACAUUGUCUCUGGUCUUAGGUACACCAAUACUGUUUGGAAGACUGGUGUUAAAGUGGACAGAGGAAAGGAAAUGCUUGGAACAUUUAGUCCUCAGCUGGAGCCAUACAACCAUGUGAUGCCUGAAGAGACAACUCCUUCUGGCAUGUUUGCUCGUGGAUCAUAUUCUGCAAGAACUAAGUUUCUUGAUGAUGAUAACAAGUGCUACUUGGAGAUCAAUUACAGCUUCGACAUCCGUAAAGAGUGGCCUGCGGUUUGAAAGUGGAACUCAAUUCUCCUGAGAUGAAGUGUUGGGCAGUAGAAGUUGUGUUUGUUGCACUCCCUUUUUCACAUUGAGCAUGUUAUUGUGGAUUGUUUACCAAUCAUCGUAGAACAAGAAAGACAGAUAGUUCCUUCAUCUUUGAUCUUGAUUUUUAGUAAUGCCGUUGGAAAUCAGUAUGUGUGUUUGUUCUCAAGUUUGUUUCUCCUUCCUCUUCUUUAACAUGUGUUUGAUAUGAUUGUGUUGGAUUUUGAGAUGUAAAAUGACUAAUUGUCUUAGUCAAAAGCUGAAGAGAUGAGAGUUUUGAAUAUCUUAUGAAGUCUCAUGUAUCAUCUGCUUUACGAGUUGUGUAUUUUUUUUUUUUGUUAUGAAG
Eruca vesicaria subsp. sativa (arugula) is the source of this 1294-nucleotide messenger RNA. The record is from the annotation of a GenBank genome assembly. NCBI's taxonomy places the organism in Eukaryota, Viridiplantae, Streptophyta, Magnoliopsida, Brassicales, Brassicaceae.